CUGUCAGAGCGCAGCGUUGACAGCCACUGGCCACUGAUCAGCCCACUUUGUCGGGGUUUGUGUCUCCAUGCAAGACUGCUGAAAAAGAAGCUCUGACUCUCACAUUUUCUUUUAUUCGCAAGACAAGCAAACACGAACGAAACACAAGCUCGUCCACGGCUGCAACAGCACAAGAAGUGAACAAAAAGCAUUUAAUUCAUUUUCUAGACUCAUCUCUGUCUCACAGCUCCCUGCACAAUGUCUGGAGAGGACGCACCUGCCGAGCAGCAAAACGCAGUGGACCAGAAGCAGGAGACCAAACCCGCCGAGGAGCCCAAAGCCGAAGAGCCCAAGACGGAGCCUGCACCCGCCGCAGAGGCAACCCCAGCGGCGACCACCGAGAAGGUCCCCGAAGAGGAGACGUUCACUUACCGCGCUCUGGUGCUCACCGGCUACGGGGGCUAUGAUAAAGUGAAGCUGCAGGUGAAGAAGGGCAAGCCGGUGCUCAAGGCUGGAGAGGUCCAGGUGCGGGUCAAGGCUUGCGGGCUGAACUUCGCAGACCUGAUGGCUCGGCAGGGGCUUUACGACCGGCUGCCGUCCCCGCCGGUCACCCCGGGAAUGGAGUGCUCCGGGGUGGUGGAGGCUGUAGGAGAAGAAGUGACGGACAGAAAAGUCGGCGAUAAGGUGAUGGUGCUGAACCGCUUCGGGCUGUGGCAGGAGGUGGCGGUGGUGCCGGCAACUCACACCUUCCUCAUUCCAGAGGGCAUGAGCUUUGAGGAGGCAGCAGCCCUCCCUGUGAACUACAUCACCGCCUAUAUGAUGCUGUUUGACUUCGGCAACCUGCGGCCCAACCAGAGCGUCCUCAUUCAUGCUGCUGCAGGCGGUGUGGGUAUUGCAGCCACUCAGCUGUGCAACACAGUGAAGGACGUGACUGUGUUCGGCACGGCAUCCGCCAUCAAGCACGAGACCAUCAGCCAGGGUGGAGUCACACAUCCCAUCGACUAUCGCACCAAGGACUAUGUGGAGGAAGUCCGCAAAAUCAGUCCGAAAGGGAUGGACAUAAUACUGGACCCUCUCGGAGGAUCAGACACCCAUAAGGCCUACAACCUGCUGAAGCCUAUGGGGAAACUUAUCACCUAUGGUACGUCUAACAUGCUCGCGGGCCAGAAGAAGAACCUUCUCGCCGUGGCCAAGAACUGGUACCAUCAGUUCUCCAUCCACACGCUCAGCCUGAUCCAGGGGAACAAGUCGGUGUGCGGCUUCCACCUGGGCUACCUGGACGGAGAGAUGGAGCUCAUCACCCAGGCCAUGAACAUCAUCCUGGAUCUCUACAAGGAUGGCAAAGUCAAGCCCCGCAUUGACUCCACUUGGCACCUUGAGCAGGUGGGCGAUGCCAUGAGAAAGAUGCAGGAGAGGAACAACAUCGGCAAAGUGAUCCUCACCACGGAGCCGAUGCCCGAGGAGGAGAAGAAGGAGGAGCCCAAGAAGGAAGACAAGAAAGAGGACAAGAAGAAGGAUGACAAGAAGAAGGACGACAAGAAGAAGGACGAUGGCAAGAAGGAGGAGAAGAAGGACGACAAGAAGAAAGAGGAGCCCAAGAAGGAGGAGAAGAAGGAGGAAGAGAAGAAGGAAGAGCCCAGCAAGGAGGAGAAGUGAGCGGGAGGGAUGGAUAGUCAAGCAGACCAGCAGGGAGUUUGUGUCCUGGGAGCAGGGGGUGGGGUUGGGGGCGAAAUGGAGAUGAAGAUGGAGAUGGAUGGGGUGGGAGGGUGGGGGCGGAGUGUAAGCAAGGAUUGAAAAGAGUUAGAAGGGUAGAUUGCAAAAUUACCACACCACUGUCAAUCCCCCCCCCCCCCCCCCCCCCUCAGCCUCACUACAAUGGCAGUGAUUACUCAGGUCUGGCUCCACCCGCCCCUCCCCUCGUGUUUUCUUGCCUUUAUCUCUAAAAAAUAAAAAUAAAAGUCCAAACACUUGUUCCACCUUGUAAGCUCCAAAGAAAGAGCUCACAAGAUCGAGAAAGUAGACGCAACACUCGAAAGAUGUUUCCUAUUGGGAAAGACGGAGACAAGAGAGCCGUGGAGGAUUGUGGGUAUGGUCCAGGCCUGGGGCAAAUUACUGUUUCCUUGACAACUGUAAUCCCUGCUCGCACUCCGGCCCCGCCCUCGACCCCCAUGCCCCUCCGCACCUCAACUCCCACUGUGCUAAAUUGUUCUGCUCUGACUUCCACCUGCCACCUCCUCUCUUCCCCUCACUGUGCUGAGUCCUCCCCCACCUCCCACACCACCACCAUCACCAUCUCCACCACCACCACCACCGCCCCCACCCCCAACCCAUCCACGGGCCGGACCCACAGACAGGCACAAAGACAGGCAGAUAAACGGAGAACCACACCCACCCACACGUUCCUAUCUUCGUGUCCAAUGCUUAGUUAUGUCACUGAGAGUGAGUCAGAGAUGCCUGUGAUUGGCUGAUGCACCCAGGCUCCCCUGGAGAUAUUUGCAACAUGGUUUUGAUCAUCAUGUUUGAUUGCUCAGAGAAUGGUGUUAAUGUUGCCAGGCCUAGCAUUGGUUAUCGUUCCUGAUAAUUCUUCCAGUCUGUAUGACCUUAGCUUUGAUAUAUCUUGUAUCUUCAUCAGUGGAGAGGGAGACAGAUCCAUAAUGCAUGCGUUCCCACCUAAGUGAAGUUUAAUAUAGUGAGUUCUGCAGUUCUGUACUUGCCUGAAUAUAAAUUUCCCUCAUAAUGAGCCUUUCUGUGCAGCGUUGAAUAGGGAGGCAGAAAAUCAUUGCUCAGCUUCCUUCUCCUUAGUUACAGAUUUUUCUAGCUGACCAACUGUUGGCAAGAAGUGCACAGUGCCAAUUAAGAGAGAAUUUGUUUCUGUUUAAACAAGCCACAAAUACACACACAGACAUACACACAGUGAAUGUGAUGAAAGGGGCACUGUCAUGCUGAGAUAGUGAAGCGUUUGAAAUGAGCAAGUUAUGAAGGUGAAUAUCGGUCCUCUUUCCCUCGGGAUCAGGCUUUCUUCCUCCCUGAUCCUCCUCGAGGCAUUCCAUGGCAUUCUGCUCCUUUCACAGCGACCGCUCGCCUGUCGAUCACCCUGACCUGAGAGAGGAGAAUUCAAUUCAAGCUGGCGUCCAUACUUCGCCUCCUCUGCUUGUCUCUACUCUCUCUCUCUCUCUCUCUCUCCCUCCUCUUUCCAUUUCCCUCUCUAUGGUCGGCAUAGCAACAGGCGUCAGGCUCGUCAGAGAAGGCACUGUGGUCUGUUUCUCUCUGACUCCCUCUCCCCGUGUCUCUCUUUUCUGCCUCCCUAACUCUAUAUUUGCCAACAGUCGGUGCUCUAGACCAGUAUUCAAACAGGUGUAAAAUGUAUUAAGGAUUUCAGAUGAUAAAAUGAAGAGUUGGAGCAGUUUUGUUCAAGGUUGUUAGCUUUGCACUCCAAAACAGUUUGUUCAAAAACCAGUGAAAUUAAAAUCGUAGUAUUGACAAUGUGUGCAAUUAGUAGCGUGCUGGCAAAAACAGUGCACCGCUCCCCCUAAUGGCCAGUAUGCAUCUUGUCUCACUGGUGUAAUGUCAUUAAAGUAAAUCCUUCACAUUUCAUCUUAAAUCCCACUGGGUGGACUCUAAAUCUUUCAUGUAGGAGGAUAUCAACUUUAAACCUUAGACAUGUAUCUACCUGUCUGCCUGCCUGUCUGUCUGUGAGCCCGGCCUCAGUGUAUGAGACUCAGAUGGUGACUAGUGACUUUGUAAAAAACACAAAACAAAAAAGAAAAGAAAAAAAGUUGUUGUGUUAGCAUGAGUGGCCUCCCUCAUGUGAUGUGUGUGGUGUGCCAUUGUGUGUGAAGAUGUGUGUGUGUCCUCAGGUCGUUUGUCAGGUUUUAAAAGCACCCACCUUACCCCUGCCACAUUUCCCCCUCACACUACUCCGCUACAGUAUUAUGUAGCUCCAACCCUCCCUAUUCACUCUGUCUCUCCCUCCUGUCUGAUAAGAGGCCUGUGUUAUGAGGACAGUUGGUAUUAGUAUUUUUGCACUCUGCUCGCUGAUCUUAAUGCACUUACAGGCAUGGCAGUCGCACUCCAGUCCCACGCAGGCUUUGAUUCUGCUCCAGGUUUGCAGCCUGUUUCCCAUCAUCCACUCCCAGUGUAUCUGCUGAAGCUCACUGAAAGCACAGGUGGCACACACACACACACACACACACACACACACACACACACACACACACAUUGAAACAGACAUAUAGGUCCCCUCAUUUUCAGCCUGCUAGUCCCUGCCCUGGCCAACUUGGUGGCAGCUAAAAUCAAAACAUUCAUCCAUCCUUGAUUGUGGGAAGUAAAAUGUGGAGAGCAGGGCGGGGUGAACUGGGCUGGAGUGCGACUGCCACGCCGGUGUGGGGAGUGACUGUCCUGUCAGCCUCUGGUUAGUGUUCUGUUCUAAUCUGCUGGGCUCCCUUUGUGAACCUGUGGACGGUGCUUCUGUUCCGAGUGCCAUGUGAGAAACAAACGCUUCAGUAAAAAAAAAAGAAAAAAAGGAUGUUUUACUUAAUAUGUUAUUUUAAUUUACCUUUAUAUUUCCGUUUGUUUGUCUGUUUUGUUAUCCAAGGGUUUAAAGUUCAAAGCUCAUACUCUUCUGUGGGGACCUGCCAACCUGCACUCCUUUUAAAUGUGAUGAAGUCUUUCUGUUGGUCCGAACCAUGUGUGCCAAAUUGUAUGUAUAUUCCUCUGUCAAUGCUUUGAAUAUUAACAGUGCAUAAAAAAUAUGAAGAAAAUUCUGUUUUUUGGAUGCAUUUCCGUCUACCUUCAAGAAAAGUGAAAUUAGAAAAAGAGUCGUCACAGUGUGUCAGAUUUGUAUCCCGAAUGCUCACGGGGACAGAAUUUUUGCUGCAAUUUACAAAAGGUUUAACACAAUUUGUAGUUUUGGAUUGGUUGCAGUCUUGCUCAAGUGUAGGCCUGCACUGUGCCUCUCGCCUUGCACACAGCUUACCUCAAUCCGAGGCGCCUCCCUCCGUAUUUAUAUCCUUUUCACUGUGUUUUACCAGCUCUCACAUCAUUUCGACCACAACAGGUUGAAGCGUUUACAACCAUAAAAUUAGUAUCACAGUGAAAAGGGACUGGAUGUGGUGCAUUUAAGGUUCAAAACUCCACCAAAACACAUAUAGAUUCACAGAAAUCUGCAAAUUUCCUCUAAAUCCAAAACUCCAGAGUAUUCCUCUCUAUGGAUUUCUAUUUCUUUUACUUUGUUUCCAAAUGGCUUGUUUAGCAAGCGAGGGAGCAUAUGUUUUCACACAGUUGUGCAGGGAUGACAGCUGCACAAAAACCCAGCUUAUUGUCUGAUCAUAGCUCAGCUCUGGCCUGCCCCAGACACAACAUUUCCGCUUUACAGCUGAUCUCAGUUCACUCCUCUUUUCCUGUGCUGCAUCUGCAGAGCCUCUUGGCCGGUGCAACAGUCACAGUCCAAAAUUCCUCUCCAUAUCACGCCCCCUCUUCUCUCCCUACACAAUCACAGCAAAUAAAACAUUAGUUUGACAUCUGGAAUUUGAAAUUGCAUGCAUUCAUCGGCAUGUGGAAAACCGAUUAUAAUGUCUUUCUUUCUUUCAAUAUUUUCCCCUUGGUUCUUUUGAGCUAAGAUGCCUUUGAGAUGAACUCAAUCAGUUGGGCGGGGGUGGCCUGCUGCCUGAAGCUGCAGUGUAAAGUCAUCUUGAAAUGCUUUCACAGUCAUUCCAGACACUUAUGCAAGAAUGCUUAGCAACUCAAGAGAUGCACAGGAGAAAAACAAAGUUUAAAAAGUGGUCAUUUUCUGCACAUUUGCAAAUUUAGAUUUGAUAUUACUAAUUAAUACACUAAGACAAUGAGUGUAGUAUUUCCAAUAGCUACUCUUCUGUCUGUCUUGGCUUGUAUAGCUGAAGAGCCUCACUUGCACCCACCGUUCAGCUUUGAGGUGACUUUCCUUCUGUUUUUAAUUUGGUUUCUCAGGUCAUUCCAAACAGCAGUUUUCUUCAUGUAAGAAACCACUUCAUUUUGCAUUAACUAACACACACAUCAUUCUAUUUCACUGAGUUCACUGCACAAACAGUCUCACCAUCCAUGUUCCAUGUAAGCUUUAGUAUUCCAAGUCAAAAGGUAAGCCUCUGUCAGUGGCUUAUUUCCAAAUUCAGAGCCACUCUGUUCACUCAUCCAGCCUGAGAACCUGAACAACCAUCCAUCACAGCACCAUUGCAGAGUUGCUACAGACGUACAGCCUGGCUGGGCUUGUCAUGUACAGUACUAGGAUGCAUAUUUAGAAAAACAGAAAACAAGGCAUGUGUUUAUGUACAGCUCACCGUCUGUUUCCACCAUAGUUUAGUAUUCAUUUAGUGGCAUGGUGUGAGGGAAGAUAAUGCCCUUCCAGUCGUACCAAGUUGCUAACUGAAGCCAAUACACUGCCCCGACUCCGUCCUCACCUUUAGCACCGUCACUGUCAUUGCCAGCUGCUCCAGUCAUGAGACACCUUAACCUAUCUCUGGGAAUGUUUCAGAAACUCUCUUCACAUCACAACCCACUACACACCACCUGUUAGAAGUCAGUCACCACUGAUCAUUUUCUACAAGGCAUACCCAACAGGUUGAUUUCCAAGCUAGUUCUCCUUCCUUGUGUUGUUUUUUUUUCCUGGUUGCAAACACUCUCAACUUUGUUUUUUAAACCCUUUGAAUUGAUGCUGCUUCUGUGCUUGACUCUGGGUUUACUGCGUGGUGCCAUGUUGUCCACAUGGCCUCUAGAGCUUGUAACGCUUCAGUGUGUAAUGUUACCAUAUGCCUUACAUGUUUUCCAGGACUAAUAAAAAAAAGCAUAACAAAAAU
Molecule: messenger RNA, 6806 nt
Organism: Cottoperca gobio
Lineage: Eukaryota; Metazoa; Chordata; Actinopteri; Perciformes; Bovichtidae
Gene: vat1
Product: vesicle amine transport 1
Exons: 6
Coding region: 238-1635 (465 amino acids)
Biological process (GO): negative regulation of mitochondrial fusion
Cellular component (GO): mitochondrial outer membrane
Molecular function (GO): oxidoreductase activity
Source: RefSeq, a predicted model, not a curated record